ACAGUAAACAUAAGUGUGACUGCAAUGAGUGGAAAGAAAAGAGGAGAGACAAUGACACUUGCCAUCACAACAUAUCCAGAAAGAGUAAUUUUAUUAGAAAGUGCAUCCAACACCAGCAGUGUAAGUGCAGAAUGGACAAUCAUAGAUGGCGUUGCUGAUUAUUUUGAAGUAAAUUGUUCAGAUGGGAGGCCAGUACAUCAACGAAUGUUGUUUAGUGACGCCUUUACUGCUACUUGCUCAGGUAUUGAGUCUGGACGAACAGUAAAGAUAAGUGUGACUGCAGUGAGUGGUACGAAAAGAGGAGAGACAAUGACACUCGCCAUCACAA
Messenger RNA from Anneissia japonica, 328 nucleotides. RefSeq lists its product as uncharacterized. The transcript has 2 exons. Gene Ontology annotation, molecular function: protein binding. The annotation marks the transcript as partial. NCBI's taxonomy places the organism in Eukaryota, Metazoa, Echinodermata, Crinoidea, Comatulida, Comatulidae. The record is from RefSeq and is a predicted model, not a curated record.